Molecule: messenger RNA, 924 nt
Organism: Betta splendens (Siamese fighting fish)
Lineage: Eukaryota; Metazoa; Chordata; Actinopteri; Anabantiformes; Osphronemidae
Gene: rwdd3
Product: RWD domain containing 3
Exons: 6
Coding region: 124-912 (262 amino acids)
Biological process (GO): positive regulation of protein sumoylation; positive regulation of hypoxia-inducible factor-1alpha signaling pathway
Molecular function (GO): protein binding
Source: RefSeq, a predicted model, not a curated record
CAGCAGAAGAAGCCGUUACCUCAGCAUAGACGAGCCGCACGACACGGGGCAGUGGACGUGUGGACUGGCCGCAGCACCGAUGUCGCGCUGUUAUGGCCGCAGAGCGAACGCUGGUAGACCGUAAUGUCUGAAGCUGCCUUAGAGGAGCUUUUAGUCUUAUCCUCCAUUUACUGUGGACCAGGGGAGUUCCAGCUGCUCCAACAGUCCGCAGAUGGAGUCCUGUUCCAGAUCAACAGCGCCGUCGGAGGUCACGUGGGGCCAGACGUGAGCCUGUCGUUUCACCUGCAUCCCAGCUACCCCGCCUGCCUCCCAGGAGUCUCUGUGUCCUCCACCCGCCUGUCGAGGUCUCAGUGUCAAUACGUCCGACGGGAGCUGCUGGAGCGAGCUGCAGCCUUGCCGCGAGAAGCCAUGGUUCAUCAGCUCGUGGAGUCCCUGCAGUGUAUGGAGCUGACGGAGGACUACGGAAGAGGGGAGCAGAGGGUGGAACAGAGGGAUGAAGAGGAGUGGACCUCAGUGCUGUUGUUGGACCAUAUCCGGUCUAGAAAUCAUUACAUCAGACUGCUGGAGCGAUGGACCCACCAGUUGCAACUAACUGGGAGGUUGUUACUAGGAAGAAGCAUACUGGUUAUCCUGCAGGGAGCCAGACCUGACAUCAAGGAAUUUUGUAGCCUGUUAAAGACCGUAAAGGUGGAUGUGGAUUCUUCAGGAAAGAAGUGCAAAGAGAGAAUGAUGAAGGUUCUCAUUGAAACUCCUUUGACUUCUUCUAGUGGACAUAGAGUCCAGGGUUUGGUGGUGAGGGAGUACCUGUCGUUACCAGAGCUGAGUGCAGCCUUCCAGGAACUUCAGCUGAUUGAGCUGUAUGAGCAGAUACUGCCAUCACUGACAGAGUGGCAUCAUACAGGUUCAGAGUGACCAUGAGCAACA